Messenger RNA from Dermacentor silvarum, 7443 nucleotides. Its product is annotated as long-chain-fatty-acid--CoA ligase 5. Gene Ontology annotation, biological process: long-chain fatty acid metabolic process. Lineage: Eukaryota; Metazoa; Arthropoda; Arachnida; Ixodida; Ixodidae. Gene Ontology annotation, molecular function: long-chain fatty acid-CoA ligase activity. The coding region runs from base 564 to 2624 and encodes 686 amino acids. The transcript is spliced from 21 exons. Gene Ontology annotation, cellular component: membrane; endoplasmic reticulum. The record is from RefSeq and is a predicted model, not a curated record.
CAGCAGCUGCUUCUGCGGUUCUACAAAUCGAGGUCUACUUAAAAGGUCCACCGCGUGUCACAAACUUGCCGCGAAAAUGAGUGCUAAAGAGCCGCCUAGAAAAGGCCACGGACAGAGUAUAAUUCGCUCACUGCAGCCUUUUCCUGCUGCUUUUCCUCCAUCGUCCACGGGCUCUGACGACGUGUCACCGAUUUGGCGCUCGGCCUUUCGGCAGCGAGCGCGUCAUGAUAAGCUCGACCCCGUUUCUUAACAUCCGCUCAUUGAGCGCUUUUAGACUUUGUGCCUUGCGCCCUCGGUUAGUUUGCUUACAGUGCGCGAGAACCAGCGACGACGGGUACAGCGUGCAUGUCGCCGGCCAGCAGGGGAGCUGUAUUACAGGAGGUGUUGGAGCAUUGGAGCGUCGACCGCCGAACUGCUCUCCUCUCCCAGUAUCCGCCGCCGCUGCCGCCACUUGUUGAGCGGCCGGCUAACGCGACGCAUUGUUGGUCCGCUUCGUGCGCCGUACGGAUUGUGGGCACGGACACGCAGCUUUCGCCGGCGAAGCCUAUACAAUCGGUCACGCAAUGUUCAAGCUCAUCGCCAGCCGAUUUCCUGGCGCGCGCAUGAAAUGUGCUAACCGAAGCAUUUUCCCACGUCUCCAUCGCGCGGAGUCCCGCCGAUCAUGGAUGAGUGCUGCAACCAAGGAGGAUCUCGACCUUAUCCUCUGUCAAUCAACGGUGUUGCCGGUAAGUGGUCCUCAAAGGAUAAGAGUCGGAAAUGCUGGUACUGUGCCGGAAACAGGGGUGACAACUGUGUAUGAAGCCCUUCUUCAAGGACAGCGCAUGAACAGAAACAAGAAGGUCUGUGGCUACUGGAGUAAAGAUUUGAAAGAACUUCACUGGAUAAGCUAUGAGGAGCUCCUGGAGAAAUGCCAAAUGUUUGGGUCCGGAUUGCUGUCCCUGGGGCAAGUUCCUCGUGAGAGCAUUGUCAUGAUCAACUGCAAGACGGGCCUUGAGUACGUCAUCUCAAACUACUCCCUGUCACACUACUCCAUGGUUUCCUGCCCAGUCACAGCCAAUGCUGAUCUCGAGGCCACAACAUUUGUUCUCCAGCAAGUGGAAAGCUCUGUGUUGGUAUGCGAUUCUGCGGACAAAGUGCAAUACUUCCUCAGCAAAAAGGACUCGCUACCAGCUCUCAAAACUAUUGUAUGUGCCGACGACAUUUCACGGGACGUUAUCGCCGCAUGUCGCAGCAAAGGAAUGGAGUUGGUGCUAUGGAGUGAUUGCCUGAAACUUGGUUCGAAGUCUGUUCAAGAGCCUAUUCCACCAACACCUGACAUGCUCUAUGGACUUCUCUAUACAAGUGGUACAACAGGGAUGCCCAAGGGGGUGCCUGUCACGCACAGGAGACUCGUGAAGACGGCCAUUGCUAUCAACCAUCUGGCAGGGCCAAUGAGGGCUGAGCCAGGGCACAUCUGUUUCUGCUACUUGCCAACAGGCCAUAUUUAUGAACACAUCUAUGAGGUGACCACACUGAUGCGUGGUGCAACCCUGGGCUUCUACAGAGGAAAUGUGCAGCUUCUCUUGGAUGAUAUGAAAGCACUGAAGCCUCACAACCUGCCCAUGGUGCCCCGUCUUCUCAAUCGCAUCUAUUACAAGGUUCACUCUGAAGUUCACAAGAGUGCCAUCAAGACAGCAGUGUUCAACUUCGCUGUGAACCAGAAACGCAAGCUUCUUAAAAAGGGCAUUGUGACAACUGACACAAUAUGGGACAAGUAUGUCUUCAAGAAGAUUCGCGAUGAGCUUGGCGGCAACUUCAAGUACGGCUUGACGACCUCUGCACCUGCCAAGAAAGAAGUUUUAGAAUUCUUCAGAUGUGUCUUUGGAUGUCAUCUUGUGGAGGUUUAUGGCAGCACUGAAGCCAGUGUGGUUUCGAGCACCCUGCCUUAUGACUUUGUAGGAGGAGACAAUGUUGGCUGCCUUUUUCCUGAAGUUCAAAUGAAGCUGGUUGACGUUCCAGACAUGAACUACUUUGCAAAAGAUGACAAGGGGGAGAUCUGUGUUCGCAGCCCUUUGACCUUCCAGGGUUACUACAAAAAUCCCAAAGAGACUGCAAAUACAGUGCUUGAAGGUGGCUGGGUGCUCACAGGGGACAUUGGGAUGUGCACAUCGACAGGAGCACUCAAAGUUAUUGACAGAAAAAAAGACUUCUUCAAGCUCUCACAGGGAGAAUUCAUUUCACCUGAUCGGAUUGAAAGUGUUUACAGUAUGAUGGACUACAUUGCAACAAUAUUUGUUACAGGGUGUCCAACCCAGUCCUUUUGUGUUGCCAUUGUUAUUCCUCAUGAGGAGCCUCUCAGGGACCUUGCUGCUUCGUGUGGUCUCAACAAGAAAGCACCUCUAUCUGAAAUCUGUAAAAAUCUGACUGUGCGCAAAACCUUGCUGAAGGAGAUGCAAAAACAUGGGAAAGAAAGUGGCUUGAGCUCUCUGCAUCAGGCUCACAAUGUGCACCUGCACAUAGAGAACGACCUUCUUGCCUCUGGACUUGUGACAAACACGCUGAAGCUCAAGCGAAAUGUUGCACGACAGCAAUUUGCAAACGCCAUCCAAGACCUGUACAGUGAAGGCCAGCUUCUCAGCACAUGACACCACAGUGGCGUCAACCCCCAAAAGUGGUCGGUGCAUUGAAGAUGGUCAAAACAUUCAGAUUGGACUGUUGCAAACAGCAUAUUUGCUGACCUUUAUUAGGUACUGCUGUGGUCCACCACAGUCAGUCAUUGUUUUUGCUUGUAACUGCUCCAAACUGGCACUUAAAUGGACACUAUGUGCAAAUGUUAAAAGCAAGCUAAAAUGACACAUUAGUGUUCCAAAAUGCACAAGGCAUUGCUUUCACAAAGUGCCUCUUGCAAGUGAGAAAAUGAAGUAAAUGUAAUAAUGUCCCAUACAUGGUUGACAAACAGUGUCUAAACACUGACAGCAAAAAGGUAAUUACGUUGGAUGUCAACAUGACAGUAAAACAAAGCGCACUUUUGUCAACCUAAUCAGAUUUUUCUACAGAGGGACUGAACACACGUUUUGAUGUUUCUAGAAGUGCAAUAUAACAGUCUAGACUGAUUGAUCAUUUGCCAAUAGUGUUCCUUUAAUUUUGUAGCAGCAGUUAUGCACGUGCAAGUUUGCUUUCACGGUAUCAUACUCAGCUGGCGAGAUUUACACCUUAAGAUGGUUACAUCUUGUUGCCCUUGUGACUGUGAACAGAAACGCUACGGCAUUAACAAGGAACAAAGAUCUCUGCAGUUCACUGUGUAGACUGCUGAUACUAUAAGGAUUACAUCAUGUCGACAGGCAUUAGAGUAGUAUUGCUUGAAAUGCUCCAGUGGCAGCUAUUAUCGCCACUCCGUUUUGCACACUUGAGUGCACAUUCUUUUGCCCUGCCAUUACCUGCCAUGCUUGCUAGGAUGUUUUGUACCAGGGCCAUAAAAAUCAAAAGCUUUUUCCACAUAUGUGGGGCACAGUUUUUUAAAUGUUUGGAAGGUGCUGGUGGAGCAGAUAUAUGUUUUGAGCGGCUUUAUAAAACUUAUAUUUACUCAAUUGCCUGUUAUUUUACAAACAGACAAAGAGCAGACUAUUUGUUGUUUUAAAUAUAUACAUUUGCACUGUGCAAUGUGAAUACAAUGGCCCCAAAUUCCUUGUGACAGCCUGUUUAUUUAAGUGCUACACAGUAUUUUAAUUCUUGUUGUACAUGUGUGCCUAAAAACUAUAAUGUGGUGUAUUUUUUUAACGCUUUUUCUGCUGGUGCAUAAAUAACCAACUCCGACACAUUUAGUCUUUUCACAAAAUGAAACUGUUUGAGGCGUGGUUUAGGCAUUUGAGAAUAUGUUAUCCGGGCAUCCUGACAUUGUUGAGCACCAUGGUUCGUACAAGUAUGAGUAUAUGGAAAUGGGAUUGCCAAGAAAAUCUGGAAAUUUUCUUGCAGGCAAGGCACACAGCCCAAAAAAACUGAGGCAUGCUGUACAUAAUCUGUACAGCAUGCCUGCAGUUUGCAAGCUCCAUGCUUACGGGAAAUCCAAUUUUCCUGGCUCCCUUGUUCCCCGAGCUUUUAAGGAUAGUUAUACAUAAUGCAUGCACAUAUACCGUAUAGACUCGUGUAAGGACCACAGUUAUUUUUCACAAUUAUGAUGUGCAGUCUAUGGACGGGCCUGAACCUUUUGGUCAAACUGGUGCUGGCGCAGCCAGCAACUUGUGCACACCCUGUAUCCCCAGAUGUAGCAUUGCACCAGAGGUCAACGUGCAGCUCUUGCCAUCUAGUAACGGCACGUGGAAGUAGACAGCAUGCGAAAAUUUGCUGACCUGCGCACUCGACAUCAGGGCACCGAAUGCGCCUGCUUCUCCUAUAUAAUUUUUUUCUCCCCCCCCCCCAAACUUUGGACUGCCAAGUUGGGGGUGAAGCCCUUACACGAGUCUAUACAGUACAUUCUUUUCAUGCUAUGCAGUUCUAAACUGACAUCAAGUGCAAAUCAUUUAGUGCAAUAGUAUUCUUUCUAUACAAGUGCAUUGCAUUUUUUUUCCCACAAGCUCCGAACUUAAAAUAAUAAAAAAAGAUUGUGAUACAGAAACUGUCUGCUUGAAUGAGAUCCUUGCAUUUUCCUGGUUGUUCUUCAAUGUGGAGCCAGUAUAAUGUGCCGCAAGAAAAAUACAAUUAUGGAUUACUGGUUAAAAAGAAAAUGUGCAUACAACUUGUUGGCUAUUCGAAUGGUAUUAUAUGCAAGGUAGCUUUUAUUUUAUAUAUUGUAAAUUAUUAUGUUUCAAACCUAAUUCGAGGCUCUGACAGACGUUGCGUUGCAUUUACAUUUGAUAUCGACCACACUGUUAUCACUCUCCAUUGGAGAUCCAGUAAUAAAUAGUCCACGUCAGUUUGUUGUGGUGAGCCCUGGUCAAGAGGAUGGGCAGUUUAGCGCCACCCUGAUGUUAUACAAUAUAAUUGACACGAGUGCAUUUCUUUCAUCUCCUGCACUGUAGACAGUCAUUAAUUACUAUUAGCCAGUCAGUCCUUACAUUUUAGUACUGACAUUGUUGAACACUCACAUAUGUAGGACCUUUUAGAGCAUUUUAAUUUUCCUGCUUAUGCAGAUUUACUGAACUGCGCACAAAUACCAUCCGCUGUGCUAGGCUAGUACCUAGAAAAAAUGCAAUGUGAUGAAAAGUGUGAACUCAUACUUCCCGGUGACAUAGAUGUGUAGCCUCAUGUUGCUUCAUUAUGCACUUCUAGCUGUUUUUACUGAUGUCCUGUGAUCUGUACAUAACACUCCUUCGACACUGUUUGUAAUAAAAAGUGCUUCCUGAAUCGCUGACACUGGGGAGUUUUACCGUGUUCUUGGAGGAUGUCAGACUGAGACUGAAAUUAUGUUCAUUGUUCUAGGUGCAGCAAAUGUAAAUUUCCACCAAGCUUAAUUCCUCCAUGCUUUCUUCAGUUUAACUGUUGACUUAGGGAAAAGCUAAAGCUCCAUACGGCCUGACAAACCUCAUCACGCUACCAGUUAUAUUCAGGCACUGAAAUGUCUGAGAUUUGAUAGCUUUGCACAAGCAUAUAGAUAUAGAGGCUGCCAGAUUGGACGUCAACAGCAACAUAACACUGAAUGCAGUCGCUCCUGUUUUGCAGCAGCACCAGCCAGCACACUCUAGGCUUGGUUACAUAGACAACAUGUAAAAGGACACAAAAGAGAGCUAAAUAGUUUAGACUGAUAAAGUAUUUUUUUUUUUUUAGAAGUGCAUCUCUGUUUUGCAGUAACGGGUUGAUUAUGAGGAGAAAAUGAAAAACAAGGUUUAAUUUUUGUAAUCUUGUGCUCAAACUUCAGCACCAGUAUAUUAGUGUGAUGUCAUGGAUUUCAAAAGUAUUUUUUAGCCUUUGGACUUUGCAAGUUUCAAUAACUUUUACUCAGUCACAGUCUGUGGCUCUUCAGCAAUACAAUGUGGUCCACAUUUACCUAUAUAACGUUAACAGGGCCCGCACAGAUGCCAUCAAAAUUAAUGGCAUCAUGGCAACCUGGGAGCAUCAUGGGAGCUUUGCAAGGCGGUAGUGCAACCAGUAUUUAGCUUUUGUGUCUUUUCGGGUUAGUGCAGGUUAGUGCAUAGCAGUUAGUGUCAGAGCUGGCGCUCUAUCUGGCUCGCCCAUUGGCUCAGAGCUGGCGCUCUAUCUAGAUCGCCCACUGACUCCUGUGGAGCGUGUUUGAGGGCGCUACUUUUUGAUGCGAAUGGACAGUUAGUCACGUGGCAUUUUUCAUUUUUCACAGGCUAUCUUUACCAGCCAAGAAAAAUUAACAGGCAAGAAGUACCUGGCUGAAAAACUGCCAGCUUUAAGUUUCUUUUUCGAUUUCCUACAAAUUCAACGGCAGGACGGCAUUCAGAGCACUAAUUAAAAAACUGGCUAAUUGCAACUAAUUAUUAAAUUGAAAGGUUUCGACAACAAAAUUAUUGGCAGCUGCUCUAUUCGACUGUGAACAUUAUGCACUUGGUUAUCUUCGCGUAGAAUGGCCAGCCUUUCUUAAAAACACGGAUGCAUGAUAGCUGGGACACCCGGUAUACAACUCAAAUUUUUCCUUGGUGUCCCUUCGAAAGACAACAGUAUAUUGUAUUCGAGACUUGUUUGCACUGACAUUAUGACACCAGGUCUUGAAAAGACAGCAGCUUUAAUGUACUUAAAGAGGAGGCCCAAGUCCAUUUUAGGUCCAAAUUCUAUUACAGGUCCAAGGUUUAUUUUCCUAUUCAAAUAGACGUAACAUGCAUAAAUGCUAUAGGAGCCAGCGGUGGCCAGGAGGCACUAUGGCAGUUUGAGUGUUCCAACUAAAAUAUGCCGAUACGUCUUGUAGGGAAAGCCUGGUGCUCCAACUGCUCCAUUGAGCAGUUGGAGCACCAGCUGAGCAACACCCACCUGGAUGACCCCAGCACAAGCUGGUGGACAGGGCAAAGAGGUCUGCUCGGCGUCAAGGCUUCUUGGACUAAGGGAGGCCUCCCAUCAUAGGGCGAAAACAACAUUCUGCUCAAUAAAAGUUUAUUAAUCAUCGUCAACCUCUGCUGUAUUACAGUGCUGCUAUCUGUGCAUGAAGUUUGAGCGCUAAUGGCUUAUUAGGACUACUGCAGAACCAAUAUGAAUCAAAUUUGCCACACUUCAAAGAGAAAGCAAGAGUUCUAUCAACUGUGGAAAGCUCAAUUGUGAUUUAGGAUUCAUAGCUUUCCCCCAAAAAAUGGUGUUUAAAAAAAAUAAAUGGAAGCACAGGUUUAUAAAUCCAUAAUGCUGCACCAUAAACAAAUGUUGCUGUUCUGUAAAGUGCAUCUCUUAUUGCAUCUGAAGCAUACAAAUGUGACGGUUUGCAGCCUACAUUAAAUUGUUUACAAGGAUUUUGCACAUCUUACAAGCAAAAUAGUGAUACAUUUCACAGAGAUGUAUAAUAAAUCAAUGUUGUUCACUUCA